Messenger RNA from Arachis stenosperma, 2178 nucleotides. RefSeq names its product 3-oxoacyl-[acyl-carrier-protein] synthase, mitochondrial. Gene Ontology annotation, biological process: fatty acid biosynthetic process. The transcript has 15 exons. The record is from RefSeq and is a predicted model, not a curated record. Gene Ontology annotation, molecular function: 3-oxoacyl-[acyl-carrier-protein] synthase activity. The coding region runs from base 252 to 1688 and encodes 478 amino acids. NCBI's taxonomy places the organism in Eukaryota, Viridiplantae, Streptophyta, Magnoliopsida, Fabales, Fabaceae.
GCGAUGACCCUGACGACCUAUCAACAUGGUAGUUGGCACUAAGCACAAGCACAACCUAGCUGCACCUUCACCACCAGUCUCACCACAGCCAACUACUAUCAUCUCCUUUUCUCCGCCUUCAAGCCAUCACUGAACCCGCUGCCACUACCAUCACCUAUUCUCCUCUCAGCUUUCCCAGCCACACUGCGUGCUAGAAACUGAUAGCACUCCCAUUAUUCUCAGUAGUUUCGCCGUUCGUUCAGAAGGUGGACAUGGCGAUGCGUGCUUCGCGCCGAGUUUUCGGUUCCCGUGGCCUCGGCUUUUACCAAAGCAUUUCUUCAUCUUCUUCUGGGGGUAGAGCUAUUUUGGAUCCUCCUCCUGUUGUUUCUUCCAGAAGAGUAGUUGUUACUGGUUUAGGCAUGGUGACUCCUCUUGGAUGUGGAGUUGAUAAAACAUGGAGGCACCUAAUUGAUGGUAAAUGUGGAGUAAGGUCAUUGGGUUUGGAAGAUCUUCAGAUGAGUAGUUUUGAUAAAGAAACUCAGUUGAGUACAUUUGAUCAGUUGACAUCCAAAGUUGCUGCAGUUGUUCCAACUGGAACUAAUCUAGGUGAAUUCAAUGAGGAAAUAUGGCUUAACUCUAAGGACCAUCGAUCAAUAGCCAGGUUUAUAGCAUAUGCACUAUGCGCUGCCGACGAAGCUCUUAAAGAUUCUAACUGGUUUCCCACUGAGCAGGAGCACAGGGAAAGAACGGGAGUGUCUAUUGGUGGUGGAAUUGGAAGCAUUAGUGACGUCUUGGAUUCUGCCCAACUGCUCUGUGAGAAGCGUCUUCGUCGCCUUAGUCCAUUUUUUAUACCACGGAUAUUGGUCAACAUGGCAUCAGGUCACGUGAGCAUGAAAUAUGGCUUCCAGGGUCCAAAUCAUGCGGCAGUUACUGCAUGUGCUACUGGGGCACAUUCAAUUGGUGAUGCAGUGAGGAUGAUACAAUUCGGGGAUGCAGAUGUCAUGGUGGCUGGAGGCACAGAGUCCAGCAUUGAUGCAUUAUCAAUUGCAGGAUUCUGCAGGUCUAGAGCUUUGACUACAAAAUAUAAUUCAAGCCCACAGGAAGCAUCAAGGCCCUUUGAUAGUGGUCGGGAUGGGUUUGUGAUAGGUGAGGGUUGCGGAGUCUUGGUCUUGGAGGAAUUCAAUCAUGCAAAGAAUCGGGGAGCAAAAGUCUAUGCAGAGGUUCGUGGCUAUGGGAUGUCAGGUGAUGCACAUCAUAUCACUCAACCUCCGAAUGAUGGGAGAGGUGCUAUUUUAGCCAUGACUCAUGCUUUAAGACAGUCUGGCCUUCAUCCUUCUGAAGUGGAUUACAUAAAUGCGCAUGCUACAUCUACUCCAUUGGGUGAUGUGAUAGAAGCUAACGCUAUCAAAACCAUAUUCUCUGGCCAUGCAAAUUCAUCUGCUUUGGCCUUCUCCUCUACGAAGGGGGCUAUAGGUCAUCUUCUAGGUGCUGCUGGAGCCGUUGAAGCAAUUUUUUCUGUUUUGGCUAUACGACAUGGAAUUGCUCCAUUAACUCUUAAUUUAACCAAGCCAGAUCCUGUAUUCGCCGAUGGUUUCAUGCCAUUGACUGCUUCAAAAGAGAUGCCAAUUAGAGUUGCUAUGUCAAACUCUUUUGGAUUUGGAGGAACAAAUGCAUCCCUACUUUUUGCUUCUGUUGGAUCAGACCGAUAACUUACUACAUCUCGUUCCUUUGGAACUUAUCCUACAGGUGCUGAUUGAAUCCUCUUCACAUUCUAGAUGCUGAUGAGAGUUAGAUGGUCUAAAUUCUUGGUUGCAUACAUGCCCGAAGUUUUUCGUGCUGCCAUAUGCAUGUGAAUGCUGCUAUCGCUUUUGCGAGUCAAAGUUUUAAUCAGGUUUGAUGAAUUGUUUGGAGCAAACCAUUGUUUGAGAGUCAGCCCUUCAUGAAAAUGGUUUUUUUUCUAGAGUUCCAAAAGUUAAAAAGGGUAUUUUCAUAAUAUUAUAGGUCUAUAGAACUAAUUUUUUAGCAGUUUCUUCAUAACAUUAAGGAAGCCAAACUGGUCAUCAUAUUGGAUGAUGGUCAUGAGUUGAGUUGGACAAAAUUUUUGUUAGGAUUAAUGCUGUUUUAUUCUGAAUAAUUGAAGUGGAAAAUGUUUUGGUUAAUCAAAUUUUGAAAAUUAAGUUCUAGUUAUAAGGGAUUCAC